Messenger RNA from Xenia sp. Carnegie-2017, 1045 nucleotides. RefSeq lists its product as uncharacterized. Bases 61 to 927 code for a protein of 288 amino acids. Lineage: Eukaryota; Metazoa; Cnidaria; Anthozoa; Malacalcyonacea; Xeniidae. The transcript has 3 exons. The record is from RefSeq and is a predicted model, not a curated record.
UCGCAGUCAUAACCCAAAAUUCAUUUACUAUUAAUUUGGCGUCUCUUCUUAAAAUUUAAAAUGACUUUUGCGAAACUUCUUGUUCUCCUGUCGCUCAGCUAUAUCACCUCGGGAGCAAUCAUUGGAUCAGGUUAUCUUGAAAUGAACCAGAGUGUACCGGCUCGCUGUUUUAACAUGCCAAGUAAUUCGUUGUGUCCUUCAUUUGAUCAUCAGAUCGUUGGCCAAAAUAAUGCUCCUGAUAAAUUAUUCCAGUUAAGCUUGCAAGUAAUUAAAAUUAAACUUGCUUCCAUGCCUUUCUUCAAUCACAGUCAUGAUUGUAUGCACUGUGUACGUGAAUACUCAUGCUCAAACAAUAUCAUGAAAUGCACUCCAGAUAAUCAGUCGCCCUUUGGUUUUCGCUUGGCAUUUGAUGUAAAGCGAACAGAGACAGCAUGUGCAAAUAUCAAACGAGUUUGUCCACAAGAUGUUCAAGAUGUAAUCACCUUUAAUUGUUCUGUCAUCCAAAGAAAUCCAUUUGAAUAUUCAUAUUGCAUCAAACCUCCAGUAGUAGCUGGUGAUAUUUGUCCAGCAACGAAUUAUAUGUACCCUGCUGCACUCGUAAAGGCAUUCUCCAUUUUUGCAAAAGGUUUUGCGAAGCAGGUUAAUGUCAGACUCGUUAAUGCAUUUACAAAUAAAACAUGCAAACAACGUUUCAUUGAAACUUACUGCCAAAUCUUACGAGGAAGUAUUUGCUCCAGUGACAUGAAACUUCGCAUGUUUGCUAUAAAUAAGCAAGAAUGUAUGGCAAUUAUGACUUCUUGUAUUACCGUCCCAGCGUACUCUGCGUAUUUGCGAGAAGAGUGUAAACUUCUUCCCGAUAAAAGUGCCCAGAGAGUACCUCUGCCAUCGGUUUCCAACUUCAACAAUGCCAUUAACGGGCGAAAGUAGUCAAAUUAAUCAGAGGUCGAUAGAAAGAAUGGCGAUAAAGUUCAUAAAAGCCGAAGAUAAAAUAAUUCUAAAUAAAAUGGUUUUUAGUUUUUUAUAUUUUAAUAAAUGUAAUCCAUAA